AUGACGGAAAAGGGUAAUAAUGAUGCGGUGCCGAUAGUCACCGAGCAAAUGAAAGAGGUGAUUGCCGAAGAGGUAGGAAAGGCAAUCGAGAAUAGUCUAUCCGGUUUUAUAGACAAAAUCCAGAAUACAGUGCUUUCGUUAGUUGAGGAACGGGUUAAAAGGUUGGAAGACAAUGUCAACCUUGUGAAAGAAAAAUCUGGAGAACGUAAGGGUUGUUCAUACAAGGAGUUUAUGGCGUGUAAACCACCAAUUUACAACGGGGAAGUUGACCCGAUAAUAUGCCAAAGAUGGCUAAGUGAUAUUGAGGGAGUGUUUGAAAGGACCCAUUGUGACGUAAGCGAUUUUGUAGCUUACGGUACGGGUCAGUUGAGAGGUCAAGCCAGGGAUUGGUGGGAUAAUAAGAAGAAGGAGAUUGGAGCUGAAGCUGUAAAGGCUAUGACGUGGGAUGAGUUUAAGGUACCAUUCCUUAAACACCAUAGUCCCAAGGCGGUCAUCAACAAAAUCAAGGAAGAAUUCAUCCAGUUAAGGCAAAAGGGUGAAUCAAUCGAUAAGAUCACGGGUAUCUUCCUUGACAAACUCAGAUUCUGUGAUGAGUUAGUGACGACCGAGGAACAGAAAAUAUACUACUACUACUACAAUAUGCUGAGUGCUGAAUAUCGGGAGUUCAUGACUCCCUCGAAAUACGAGACCCUCACUGAAAUCAUUAACACCGCUCGGGAGCGAGAAAUUGAAUUGAAGAAACAAGUAGAGAGGGGUGAACGAAGGGUGCAUGAUGUGAACCCAAGUCCUACGAAGCAGGCACAAACAACUGAAUCGGCAAAGAAGUCGGAUGUGAAGGACGGAUCGCCGAGUUGUAAGGUAUGUGGAAAGAGGAAUAAGGGCGAGUGUCGCUUUAAGGAUAAACCGUGUCCUAUAUGCGGAAAGACAGGGCAUACGGCUACGCUAUGCCCGGGGAAGGUUUCGGUUUGUUACAAUUGCUACCAACCGGGUCACAAGAAAUUUGAGUGCCCAUAG
Helianthus annuus (common sunflower) is the source of this 1014-nucleotide messenger RNA. RefSeq lists its product as uncharacterized. NCBI's taxonomy places the organism in Eukaryota, Viridiplantae, Streptophyta, Magnoliopsida, Asterales, Asteraceae. Gene Ontology annotation, molecular function: zinc ion binding; nucleic acid binding. The record is from RefSeq and is a predicted model, not a curated record. Bases 1 to 1014 code for a protein of 337 amino acids. The transcript has a single exon.